Cucumis sativus (cucumber) is the source of this 969-nucleotide messenger RNA. Its product is annotated as putative F-box/LRR-repeat protein 23. The transcript has 2 exons. NCBI's taxonomy places the organism in Eukaryota, Viridiplantae, Streptophyta, Magnoliopsida, Cucurbitales, Cucurbitaceae. Gene Ontology annotation, molecular function: protein binding. The coding region runs from base 17 to 838 and encodes 273 amino acids. The record is from RefSeq and is a predicted model, not a curated record.
CAUUGAAUCGGCUUCCAUGAUUCAGAAGCGGGAAGUCCCAGCGAGAAAUUGGCUUGAACUGCCUGCAGAAGUAAUCUUUGUGAUUCUGCACAAGUUAGGCGCUAUUGAAAUACUAACCACGGCUCAAAAUGUUUGCUCUUUGUGGUAUAAGAUCUGCAAGGAUCCUUUUUUGUGGCGUGUGAUCGAUAUGCACAAUUCUGGUGAUUUGAAUAGUUUUGAUCAUUUGGAGAUUAUGUGCAAGCACGCUGUCGAUCGUUCUUGUGGUCAGUUGGUCGAGAUCAACAUUGAGCAUUUUGGCUCCGAUGAGUUGCUCCUAUACAUCGCUAACAGUUCAAAACAAGUUAGAAGACUUCGGCUUAUGGGAUACAGCCUUUACUUCACAAAGGAGGUAUUGGGUGUAGCAGUUUCGGAACUUCCAUUGUUGGAGCAUCUUGAAAUUCAAUCAUUCAUUAUUGGACUUGAUCCGGAAACAUUGAGAACUAUUGGACGAUGUUGUCAUUUAUUGAAAUCACUGAAACUGAAAGAACUAUGUUAUAUAGGAUUUAUUUCGAGUUCUGAUGAAGAUGCACUUGCUAUUGCUGAAACUAUGCCCAAUUUACAUCACCUAGAAAUUGUGGGCAAUAGCAUAACUAACUUUGGUUUGCAUGCCCUUCUUGAUAGCUGUUCUGGCUUACAAUCUCUUGACUUACGCAAGUGCAUGUAUUUAGAUUUUGACGAACACUUGAAAAAAAAAUGUUAUCAAAGGAUCAAAACUUUGCGUCUGCCUUACGAACCUGUUGACGGAAGUACCUUCCAAUGGUUAACCUCCGGUUUCCCCUAUAAUCUACCAUUUCCAUGAUUUCUCUGAUCUCGAUGAAGAUUUUGGUGUGUUUUAUUUUUCUUGGGGGCAAUUUUUUUGUGGUUGAUGCGAUGAAGUUAUUUUGUUAGAAAGGUGGAAAUUUGGACACAUUUUUGUUAGCUUUGAGUGCU